This is a messenger RNA of Suillus clintonianus, 1473 nucleotides long. RefSeq lists its product as uncharacterized. The transcript has 3 exons. The coding region runs from base 45 to 1034 and encodes 329 amino acids. Lineage: Eukaryota; Fungi; Basidiomycota; Agaricomycetes; Boletales; Suillaceae. The record is from RefSeq and is a predicted model, not a curated record.
AUCUAGAUUCCCACCGCCUCCUCCGUCGCGAAGCCCCAACUCGUAUGCUCGAGCUCGGCGAGCGGGAUGAGUUCCUCACCGAUGGCUUCGCUACUUUAUUGCACAGUGAAGGAUCUCGCAGCGAUGUCACCAAUGGCCACGAUCAUGUGGACGAUGCCGUUCGUUCAGAGGCGUUGAGCUCUCAUCCGUUGCGAAGGGCUUCCGUAUCAUACACUGCGAAAGAUGUCUUUGAAGUAAGAACCACACUAUCGGAGGACAUCCCUGCUGCUGUUGAGGCUUCGGCAGAUACUCCGGACGACCUUGAUACCCCCAGCCAUCAUGAUAGCGAUGACAUUCUACACACAGUUUCCCCCAGUGACUCGAUUGCCGCAGUCGCUCUACGGUAUGGUGUGUCGCUUGCCGUUCUCAGGCAUGCAAAUCAACUAUGGCCAUCAGACCCAAUCCACCUCCGUACCCAACUCAUCAUACCUCGGCAUCGUGCGCGUCCUGCCAAACGAAGGGCCAUUUCGCAACCUACAUCGUUAUCUAGCACUCAGGAGACUGAAGUUGUCUCGUCUUCGCCAUUCACAUCUACUGCGUCACUCUCUUCAACACUUCUUGCCGCAAGAGAUACUGUUUUCUCUGCUUUCCCAGCGCGUAUAUCCAUAGACUCCCUCAGCUCUCGCAUCAGCACAACGGAUGAGGAACUUGAACUGGAAAAUUUUCUCAAGCCUCCUCUGCAAUCUCGCACCUCAGAGAUGGAUCAUCUGGACACUUCUGCCACGCUUGGUGUCGAGCUUAACCCCAUGUCACAUUCCCGACGCAGCUAUAUUCCAGCGCAUGAUAUAACCUCGCUACUUGACCAUGGCACCCCUCCAAUAUCAUGUCAACAACUUCGCAAUCUCACAUCGGACACCACUAUCAGACCAUUUUCAUCUGACCGCGUUCAAACGUCCAAGCACAGUUCCCCCGGUCCUGUGUUUGUUCCCGUGCGCAUAUCCCAGUUAGAGCCGGAACCUGCAAUGGAACUACCAGCGCUUAAAAAACGCAGGUGAGGGGGCGUGCAACCCUUGUCAUCCGAGUCCACGUUUUAGGAUUAGGUCGCGGUAAUCUCGGUAUCCAUUAUUUUGGCUCAAACUUUCAGUCCAAGACUGGCGCUUGUGAUAGACAGGCGCUGUGUCUACUUGUGGGUAUUGGGACUGCCCAUGGUUCACUAGUGGCGCGGACUUUAUCCUAUUGGCCGUAGCACGAUAUCUCUCCGCGAGCACAGACUUCCCCAUUUUCAGUUUCUUUGCACUUGCUACAUUUUGCAUGUCUCGUAAACUUCAGUUCCCUUCUGUUAUCGUGUUCUCAGUGUUCCGCGAGCACUUUCUCCCAGGACCCUCCAGUUAUUACCCGAACUGUGGACAUUUGUAUGUAGCCGUCGGCGUUUGCAAUGCAUCGCUUGAUUGUUCACCACAUAGAGUAUAGACUAAAAUUUGCGUGUUGCUGAUC